AGAGCGACAGCAGCCAGAAGAACGCAGAAGUUGCACAGUGGCCGCUGCUUUGCUACUAGUUGUAGUAGUAGUUAUCAACCCCAAGAUGCUAGUGGAUAUUUCCCAGUGGAACGGACCCCUGGCUCUACAAGAGGUGGAGGAGCAGCCAAAAUACCCCCUGAAAGUCGCUUUUGGAUCUGUUUGCGUGGAGGAGUUGGGGCAAGUGCUGACACCCACCCAGGUUCAGCACUGCCCAAACAUUGAGUGGGAGAGUAUGGACAGUAGCAAACUCUAUACAGUGAUAUUCACAGAUCCUGAUGUCCCCAGCAGAAAGGAGUGUCAUCUUGGGGAAUGGCACCACUUUCUUGCAGUCAAUGUGAAAGGAAAUGAUCUGAGUAGUGGCUGCAUCCUUACUGCUUAUGUGGGGUCAGGUCCUGGUAAGGGAACAGGGCUUCACAGGUACACAAUUCUGGUGUACGAGCAGGCUGGACGAGUUCAGUGUACUGAACGAAUUUUGGGCAACACUUCUGCUGAGCAUCGAGGGAAAUUUAAAGCAUCGGAAUUUCGUAAGAAAUACAAGCUUGCAGCCCCUAUUGCUGGCACCUGUUUCCAAGCCGAAUGGGAUGAUCAUGUUCCUAAACUCUACAAACAGCUGGGGGUGUAAUGAUGAACACAAACAGUUAAACCUCUUUCUACAUUCCACCUAUUUUAUUUACAGUUUAACAUGUCUUUAUUUGUGUUUGAAUCCUAAAAGUUUCACAAAUGUUACAUAUGUUUAUAGUGGCACAAUAAAAUCUCAGCAUUGUUAUCAACACCUAAAGUGCCUCAGGUGGCAGCAGACUUAACCCCCCCCCCCCCCCCCUCUUUUUAAACGUUUUUAUUUUGCAAUUUUCUACAUAACUUAAGGCACAGAAAGGUAUAAAGAAGAAAAAUAAGAAAGCUGCCUUACAUCAAGGUACACAUUUUAUACCAGAAACAUGAUACACCAUGGGUUCCCAGCUCCACUCCACACUUUUAACAAGUGUCUUGGGUGCCUGUAUAUAUUUUGACUGGUUUAUUUGAAUCUAAAUAAAGUAUUUGAAGAAA
Messenger RNA from Xenopus tropicalis (tropical clawed frog), 1065 nucleotides. It is a transcript of the gene pebp1, whose product is annotated as phosphatidylethanolamine binding protein 1, gene 1. The record is from RefSeq and is a predicted model, not a curated record. Bases 86 to 643 code for a protein of 185 amino acids. NCBI's taxonomy places the organism in Eukaryota, Metazoa, Chordata, Amphibia, Anura, Pipidae. The transcript has 4 exons.